Molecule: messenger RNA, 2586 nt
Organism: Effrenium voratum
Lineage: Eukaryota; Dinophyceae; Suessiales; Symbiodiniaceae
Source: the annotation of a GenBank genome assembly
GCAAGUUCAAGACAUCCAGUGCUGAUCGGCCAGCGCUGUCCAUGUCGCACCAAGAAUUGCCUGGCGCCCCCGAUGGAGAGACGCCGAAGAUGCGGCGGAGGCAGCUCCAGCUCGAAGGUGCUCUCAAGCGAACCAGCCUCAAAGAGCUACGAGGCCUUCCCAGCAUUGCUCUCAACGCAGGCUCCAAUCCGGGCGCGGAGUCUCCCUCCAAGAGGAAGAGGUCCAGCUCCCCGGGGAAUGCCUCGAGGUGGCGCACCCACAGAACUGCCAUGCUCGCAGUGAAGGAUGAGGAGCUAGAGAGUGCCAUUCAGCUGGCAGCCUAUUACGUGGAGGAUGCUGCUGAGGGGCGGCUGGAUAACGGCUUGGCCUCGAACUUCAAGUCCGGCAACAAGAGGAAGCUGAAUUGCUGCAUCAUCCAGACCCACAUCAUUUGGCACGUCAUAGUGAUGGCCGCAUGUGUGCUGCAUUCCUUGCUCAUCGCCUUCGAGCCCCCUCCCAGCGAGCGAGAUGGAAACACUCGAGGCUUUGUGAAUGCGACAGAGAUUCUGCUCACGCUGGUAUACGUGGCUGACAUCCUUCUCAAGGUGGCCUACAUGGGUGCCGGCACCUUCCUGUCCUUGAAGGGAUCCAAGGUGUGGCAGACCACCUACGCGGCGCUGACGCUGACGCUUCUGCUGGACGCCGCCAUCGCGCCCGCCACGCGCUUGUCGCGGCCUCUGCGGCCCAUCAUCCUGGUGCUGCGAUCCAGAAGUGUUCGCAACUUUUACACCACCGUCCUCCGGAUCUUUCCCAGUCUCCUCAAGGUGCUGGGCCUGUUGCUCUUCAUCCUGACCACGUGCUCUCUGGGCCUGGCUCGGUUGCUCCGGGGCAGCGCAACGCAGUACUUCCAGAGCUCUGCGUCCACCUUCAAGGAGAUGGCGGUGCUAUUGCUGACCCAGGACAACUACAAAGAGCUCCUGAAUGACGUGCUCGCCCACGGGGGCUUGGCAUCGCUGCUGGUCUUCUUCGCAUUUGUGGUGGUGGGCAUUCUCUUCCUUUUGCAGUUGGUUUUGGGUACUGUGAUCGACACCUAUAUGGAGGAGGCGCAGGAGGAGCUCAGAAGCAAGCGAGUGAAGCAGUCAAAAGGCCUGAUUCGGGCCUUCUCCGUGCUGGAUCUCAGGAAGGAAGGAAAGAUGCGGCAGAAGGCCUUCGACAAGUUGCUGCAGAAGCUGAGACCAUCGGAUUCACCCUUCGAGCGACAUUUGAAGUUCAGCCUCCUGUCCAACAAGUACAAGUCCACCUGGGCGAGCUCCGGGCCCUCCACUCCAAAGCCCAGCACCCCACACCGCCGCGAGGAGCUCAGUGAGCGGAGCGGACAGCAUCCGCACUCCCCGGUGAAGCGGAACCUGCCGCAGCUGCUGGAGUCCCCGCUGCCCUUCCCGGCCAAUCCCUGGAGCCUGGAGCCCCACAUCGACCCCAUCGACUUCUUGUCCCUGCACACGGUCCUGGAGCUCACCUUCAAGCCCCGGCGGCCCGCCUGGGACGUGCCCGGCACGGGGAACCAGCCCUGGUGGAGCCGCUGCGCGGAGCUGCUGCUGGCGGACCUCCGAUACAGCACCGUGGUCCGCCUGACCAUGUGGCUCGACGCGGCGAUCUUCCUCGCGGACGCGGAAACCUGGCAACCCCUCUCUUGGGACAUCCAAAUCAAUGAUUUCUUGCAAGCGGGCUUUGUGCUACAGACGGCCAUGCAGGUGUUGGCCCUGGGCAGCAUCCGCAAGGCCUGGCGCUUCGGGCCCUCUGAGACCCCCAUCCUGCGGGGGGAGAUCAUCCUGGCAGCGGCAUUGACGGCCCUGGGCUUAUGCAGCUAUUUCCUGAGCAGCUUCGCGAGUUUCCGCGACGCUGUGGCAGGGCUGGGGGCACUGCGCAGCCUACGCCUGGCGAUGACCUCCGGCAGCAGUCGCUUCUGCCAGUGCUUCGCGGCCAUCCUUCCCGCAAUGACGCAGAUGAUGGGAUUGAUCUCUGUAAUGCACUACACAUUUGCCGCCACUGCAAUGGAGAUCUUGGGCAACCAGCAGGCGCCAGGCUUUGUCACGUUUCCUAAAGCGGCCAUGUCGCUCCUCCAGAUUCUCCUCAAUGCAGAUGGGACGACUAUGGUGAAAGAGAAUCUGCAAACAGCUCAUCCGUUGCUCGGGCUGGUUUUCGUGGCAUACUACGGCAUUGCAGUCCUGGUCGUGGUGAAUCUCGUCACAGCGCUGAUGAUCGAGUUCUACCGCGCGAGCCUGGCGGAGAACGUGGAGCGUCGCGAGCACCGGCAGUCGGAGAUCACCCACCAGGUUCAGGACUUGCUCAGGGAGAUGGAGGUGGUGGAGAAUUUGGGCUUCGAGGUCACAGGGUCCAACGAGACUGGAAUCGAGAAGCUCCGGGCCAGCUUCCUGGGCCAAGGCUCCGACCUGGUGGAUGAAGAGCUCCUUCGCCAGGUGCAGAAGGAGGCGUCUUUGGAUCUGGUGACGCUGCACCGCUCAAAGAGCGGCAGCUUUCCGUGUAGCCCUGCCAGCAGGGGCCAUUGACCAUAGCGCUCAGUUUGGAGAGUACAAGGGUACCAGGGGC